GCAGAGCAGAGCAGAGCAGCUGCACGCGUUUCCGCGGUGACGCGCAUCGCCCGUCUCUUGAAUUUCGGAUGACAAAGAGCCGCGCGGGGGGUGAUGGGGGGGGGAACCGCUUCCUACCGGCCUCUUCGCCUCGCGGCUCCUACGUUCCACGCGGGGCGAUGAGUGUGUGUCAGUGAGAAGGGUACAUUUACCGUACUGCACACAUUUACUACAUGAUUUACCACACCGCGGGUCUCAUGCUCGUAGAAGAUCACCUUGAAGAUGACGAAGAACCACCUCUGCUGCUUCGUUCUUCUCCUCCUCGCUCGGCUGGGCUCGGGCGCGAGUCGGGCGCUUCCGUGCGGGCAGGGGAAGGUUCUAACCGGCGACGGCUGCGUCUGCCUGCGCUGCCCAAGGGGGCAGGAGCCCAGCAGGCUCUGCGGACGGGCUGGACGAGCGAACGCGGACCUCGGAUGCCGGGCUUGUCCCGCGGGCUUCUUCUCGGACACCUACGGUCCCGAACCCUGCCGCCCCCGCCGCUCGUGCGCCGCCCUGAACCGCGUGCCCGUCGGCGCAGGUGGGGCCGACGGCGACGCGCUCUGCGGAGGCUGCGUUCGGGGGUUCUCGUCUCCCGAAGGAGCUUCUGCCUCUGAGGCCUGCGUGAGAUCGGCGCGCGUGACCAGGAACGUCGGCAAGAGCGCCCCCCAGGGGCUGGUUGCGGCCAACGCCACCGACGUGCGCGGUUCCGAGGAGAAGAGCACCGAGUACGCCGUGUUCGCCCUCGUGCCCAUUUUCUGUGUCAUGGGGCUGCUGGGAAUCCUCAUCUGCAACAUUCUCAAGAAGAAGGGUUACCGCUGCACCGCCGACAAGGAGGGAGCCGACGAGGAAGGAGCCGCGCCGCAGAAGGACGGAAACGCUGGACUGCCGUACGCGGUGGACGACCCCAACGAGGACACCAUCAGUGUGCUGGUCCGCCUCAUCACGGAAAAGAAAGAGAAUGCUGCAGCACUGGAGGAACUGCUGCUGGAGUACGAGAGCAAGCAGAUGUCCAUCAGCAAGACUGCAUCCAUCAAGUUCCCGGCUCUGCCCCCGCUGGCGCAGUUCCGCUCGCUGCCCCGCCUCUGUUCGCACCAGCGCCACCUACACACCAUCAACGGGUUGGCGCUGCGCUCCGGCUCCUCCUGCUGCUCCCGCUGCAGCCAGAGGAAGUGGCCAGAGCUGCUGCUGCUGCCCCCUACUGAUGCCCUGAGCCCCCCUGCAGACCCUCCAGCCAGGACCCCGGCCCCUGGAGAGGUCACCAUCCUGUCUGUGGGCCGGUUCCGGGUGGCCCAGAUCCCGGAGCGGAAGGACGGCCCGCCGGACACCCCCCCCCAGGAGCCCAGCGACACGGACUCGGUGGACACGAGCCACACGGAGCCUGCGGAGGAGACGUCCCUCCUGGGCGCGCCCUCGUCAUCCUGCCCGCGGGCGAAGAGCAAGGUGGAGCCUAAAGGUGGCGGAGGUGGUUCGGGUGACGCCCGAGCAGCGUGUAACGGCGAGGUCUCUCCGCUGUUCCAGGGUGGGAAACUCGUGAUCAGACUCGGAGAAAGUAGCGUGCUCGUGUGAAGGCGAGCUGCUGAGCGCGCGGAGAACGCCGCCGCGCUGGGAUACGACGCUCGUCGUCCGGAGCCGGCAGAGCGGUGGCCGCGAGCUCGGUGGAGCGGUGCUGUCGUCACGUGCUUCUUUGCGGACCACGAGGACUUGAUAUUUUAGGAUCGCUGCUCACGAGCUUCUAAUUAAGAAGCGCAGAAGAGAGGAGAACAAUGAUUUUAGCCCAUGUGGCCAUGACAGAACACUGGAGCGUGAGCGUGUGUGUGUGUGUGUGUGUGUGUGUGUGUGUGUGUGCGCGUGCGUCAGUGGAAUUGGACCCUGCUCUCGCUGACAGUUUAUUCUUCAGCCCUAACACUGUGUGUUCAUGUAUUUCUAGAGCAGAGCAGUACCCCGGUAAGAGAGCGGCGAGAUGCAGCUUUUACUCCUCGCUAACUUUACCUUUAGCUGCGUCAGCCGUACCGUAGUAUCUUCUCGCCAAAGGCCUUUCCGGAGAACUUCUCUUUGUAACGGAGCAGUCAGUGCUGCAGAGUGCAGAGUGGCAGGAUGCCUGGGGAGUGCAGUGCGCCUAACCUCACCUCACCUCACCUCACCUCACCCUAACCGCAACACUACUACCGCUACUACCAUUGAUGUAUAGA
Messenger RNA from Scleropages formosus (Asian bonytongue), 2207 nucleotides. RefSeq names its product RELT TNF receptor (gene relt). The transcript is spliced from 12 exons. Lineage: Eukaryota; Metazoa; Chordata; Actinopteri; Osteoglossiformes; Osteoglossidae. The record is from RefSeq and is a predicted model, not a curated record. The coding region runs from base 262 to 1584 and encodes 440 amino acids. Gene Ontology annotation, biological process: apoptotic process.